AUGAGCUCGUCACUCGUUUUUUGGAUUUUUCUCGUCGUUCCCUUUUGCUUUCUCAUCAAAAACAAUGAUGCGGCUUCCCCAAAUUCCUCUCGGAUACGAAAAAGUCGCGAACUCAUCAAUUUGUUGAGAGAAAAUGGUCGAUUGCGAAUGUGUCCGCCAGGUGGAUCGUCCUUUACAAUGGCUUGGUCGAUGGCAUGCAGUAUGAGAAGAAAAAGAGAUGUUGAUGAUGUGAUUGAUGAGAAAACGGAUGAUGCAUUGAUAGGGAAUCGAGAUCGUCGUGCUUUCAUCGCGCCAUCCAUCCGACAAUUGCAGCGAAUUUGCUGUAGCCGGGGGUGUACGGUGUCGGAUUUGCUCGGCUAUUGUGGACCGUUAUCUGGAUGG
Messenger RNA from Mesorhabditis belari, 381 nucleotides. The record is from the annotation of a GenBank genome assembly. Lineage: Eukaryota; Metazoa; Nematoda; Chromadorea; Rhabditida; Rhabditidae.